GUUAAUCACACACAGGGUAUGUAAAGAGGGCAUCCGCCAGUCACGCCAGUCAGUACCUUUUUGACUGCGAUUCAAGUCCCAGGAACUACCCAACAGGCGACACCAACAGCAGGCAAGAUGGCGGAGCAGGGGAUGUCAUCAGCUGAUCUGGUAAACAACGCAAGACCCGCUCGGGCGACGCAGUACAUCGCCGCUCUGUCGGCAACGAUGGGCGCCCUCUGCUUCGGCACGGCCCUCGGCUACUCCUCCCCGGCGGGCAUCCUGCUGACCAGCAACUCCACAGACAGUUCCCUGCAGCUGACCACCGUCGAGAACAGCUGGUUCUCCUCGUCGGUCAACCUCGGGGCUCUCGUCGGCGGCCCCAUCGGCGGCCUCUGCAUCAACGCCAUCGGGCGGCGGGGAACCAUGCUGGCCGUGUUUCCGUUUUUCUUCGGGUCCUGGGCGAUCAUCGCUUUCGCUCAAAACUUCGCCAUGCUUCUGGUGGGACGUAUCAUCGCUGGAUUGUGCACAGGCAUGGUGUGCAUCGCAACUCCCACCUUCAUUGGGGAAUUCGCCUCGGCUGACAUUCGGGGAACAUUAGGAGCAGGUUUCCAGCUGAUGGCCGGAGUUGGUAUUCUCUACGCAUACAUCUUCGGAGCCUUUAUAAACAGCUGGCAGAUACUCGCGGUUGUGUGUGCUGUCCCGACCAUCAUUUUCUGCGUGUUGAUGUUCUUCUCAAAGGAGUCCCCCAGUUAUCUACUCUCGAAGGGGAAGGAGAAGGAGGCCCAAGAAUCUAUGCGAUAUUUCAGAGGACCCGACUACAACAUCCAGCCCGAGAUGCAGAUACUGAAACAGACUCUCGAAGACUCCAAAGCGAACAAAGCCUCUUUCUCGGACCUCAAGCAGGCGUAUAUCUUGAAGCCUCUCCUUAUCUCCAUUGCGCUCAUGUUGUUCCAGCAGCUCUGUGGGGUCAACGCUGUCCUCUUCAACUUGAAGGCUAUCUUUGCGGAGUCGGGAACAGACCUCUCCGAUGACGUCAGUUCCAUCAUCGUCGGCGUAGUUCAGGUUCUGGCCACUGUCGUCUCUAGUGUGCUCAUGGACAAAGCUGGCAGGAAAUUUCUUCUGAUCUCAUCUGCAGGAGCCAUGACAGUUGCUCUCGUGGGUCUCGGAGUAUUCUUCUACCUGAAAGAAAACGGUGACGUCAGCGCCCUCGGAUGGCUUCCGAUUACGUCACUAAUGAUCUUCAUCGCAGCAUUCAGCUUUGGCUUCGGUCCCAUCCCUUGGCUCAUGAUGAGUGAACUGUUCCCUGCCAACAUCCGCGAAUCUGCCAGCGGUUUGAGUACAAUGACAAACUGGGCGAUGUCUUUUAUUGUCACGUACUUCUUUGAGAGUAUCCGGGAUGCCAUCCACGAAUACGGUGUGUACUGGCUCUUCGGUGGUAUCUGCGCCGUCAGCUUGGUCUUCUGUGUCCUGGUGGUGCCGGAGACCAAGGGAAAGACCCUGCAGGAGAUCACGGCGCUCUUUGGGGGUCCGGCCACCUCCCCUAAGGCCGCCAGACCUUCAGCGCCUUCGACAGGGUCCGAGAAAAUGAGAUGGUAGAGUUUCGUCGAAGGAAAGUUUGGUAAUGGAUGGCUGAAGGAUCUGGUUGGAGGUUCUCCUAGUCAUGGUUGACUCAAGGAUCUUCACGAGUUCGGAAACGGAUCCUUGGGUUCGAGGGCCUUCGCUGAGACGUGGGAUGGAGGAAUCCUUGAGAAACGGAAGGCAUAACGAAGGUUUUGCCAAGCACGGACGGGAUGGAUUUACAAGACCGAAAAGCAACCGAUGGGCUUUUGAGAUUUCCUUCCUCAUUUUGUAGCAAAUAUAAAUAAAUCCUUUACG
Messenger RNA from Penaeus vannamei (Pacific white shrimp), 1857 nucleotides. RefSeq names its product facilitated trehalose transporter Tret1. The record is from RefSeq and is a predicted model, not a curated record. Gene Ontology annotation, biological process: transmembrane transport; carbohydrate transport. Gene Ontology annotation, molecular function: sugar transmembrane transporter activity. Gene Ontology annotation, cellular component: membrane. NCBI's taxonomy places the organism in Eukaryota, Metazoa, Arthropoda, Malacostraca, Decapoda, Penaeidae.